AAAUGCACUACAAUCCAUUUCUGCUUCCUGAUCAAAGACCGGGAGAACUGUUCGAAAGACUUCCCUUGCAAAACAAAUCUCCCCGCGUUGCGCUCCCGGCUGUCAAAGAGUCAGCUCGCAGGUCUCAUUUCAUUGAGUGCCUUGUGCGCGGCUCUGCCAGGAUGCCUGCGUCCGCUUUAGCGCGGAGACUGCGCCAGGGUUACGGACAAAGUGGAAACAAACAGACCUGAACCUUGUGCCUGGCGCAGCAGACUCAGCCCGACCCAACCCGCCUCCGGGGUGCUUCUGCCCACCCACCCGAGGUUCGUAGCAGAAGCCGUGAGGGCGGCACCGCCGGAGUGCGAGCUGUCGCCCCCGUGCGCCGAGCCGGCUCCAGCCCCAGCUCCGCGCCGCCGGAUGGGCAGAGGCCGGCGGCGGCGCCAGGGGGAGCAGAGACCCAAAGUGCGGAAAGAGGCCGACUCGGCCCGGAGCUCGCCACGAUGCUCCCGCCCUGCCUGCUGCUGCUGCUCCUGCACUCCGCGCUGGCCGCCGAGCGCCCCGGGGGCCGGGCCGACGCGCACAGCCUGGGGGCGGCCCUGGCGACCCCCAACGCCUCGCGCUUCUUCUGGGGCAACUCCACCUUCUCCGACUGGCAGAACUUCGUCGGCCAACGGCGCUCGGGGGUGGAGUCCCAGAAGCCCACGGCCAAAGCCCUGCUCGUGGUGGCUUACUCUUUCAUCAUGGUCUUCUCGCUCUUCGGUAACGUCCUGGUCUGUCAUGUCAUCUUCAAGAACCAGCGAAUGCACUCGGCCACCAGCCUCUUCAUUGCCAAUCUGGCUGUGGCGGACAUCAUGAUCACCCUGCUCAACACCCCCUUCACCCUGGUCCGUUUUGUGAACAGCACAUGGGUGUUUGGGAAAGACAUGUGCCACGUCAGCCGUUUUGCGCAGUACUGCUCGCUGCAUGUGUCCGUGCUGACGCUGACAGCCAUCGCUGUGGACCGCCACCAGGUCAUUAUGCAUCCACUGAAACCCCGGAUCUCGAUGACAAAGGGUGCCAUCUACAUCGCUGUGAUCUGGAUCAUGGCUACAUUCUUUUCACUCCCUCAUGCUAUCUACCAGAAGUUGUUUACCUUCAAGUACAGUAAGGACAUCGUGCGUUCCUUGUGCCUACCAGACUUCCCCGAGCCAGCUGACCUUUUUUGGAAGUACUUGGACCUGACCACCUUCAUCCUGCUUUACAUCCUUCCACUCCUCAUCAUCUCUGUGGCCUAUGCCCGAGUGGCCAAGAAGCUGUGGUUGUGCAACAUGAUUGGCGAUGUGACCACAGAGCAGUACCUCGCCCUGCGGCGCAAGAAGAAGAAGACCAUCAAGAUGAUGAUGCUGGUGGUGGUCCUCUUUGCCCUUUGCUGGUUCCCUCUCAACUGCUAUGUUCUCCUCCUCUCUAGCAAGGUCAUCCACACUAACAACGCUCUCUACUUUGCCUUCCACUGGUUUGCUAUGAGUAGCACCUGCUACAACCCUUUUAUCUACUGCUGGCUCAAUGAGAACUUCAGGAUUGAGCUGAAGGCAUUGCUGAGCAUAUGCCAAAGGCCACUGAAGCCUCAGGAGGACAGGCCACCCUCCCCAGUCCCUACCUUCAGAGUGGCUUGGACAGAAAAGAGCAAUGGUCAGAGGGCUAAGCUCUUGCCUUCCUCCCAACUCCAUUCUGGAAAGACAGACCUGUUGUCUGUGGAGCCCAUUGUAGCCAUGAGUUAGAGGAGGUGGGAAAGAGGCAGCUGGUGGGAUCUGUCUCCAGCUUAGAUUGGAAAAUAAUCUAUCCUCUAACACAGGAUCUGUACAAGGCUGGAAACAAGCCCCUGCAGAACCAGUAGGACUCUUGAUUUCCUGCAGAUAUGCCCAACCUCCCAGCUUCAUUUGCUGUGAACACUAAAAGGCAACAAUCAACAGGCAUCUGUUUAUAAAUUCCUACUUAGGAGAUGCUGUGAGCCAUAGCACCAUUGAUCCUUGAGCAAGAGAACCAAGGGUAGCCCUUGCUCAGCUGCCUCCAGCUGCUCACAGCUAUCUUCAGCUUUUCCUGCUGCCCACUGAGCAGCCACAGAGGACUGUGCCACUUGGAGUGUGGCUGCCCCCCAAGCACAGAGCUCUGUUGAAAACAGGUUCACUGUUAGGUGAAACAUUGGUAAGUCAGAGUAGACACAGAAGAUUCCCUGCCUUGCCUUGCAAAGUCACUGGAGCCAAGACAAAUAAGUCACAAGUCUUUAAUGAUCUGGCCCUACACGUGACAUGAAAGAAUCAAUUUAGUCUCCUAACAGAGAAAUUAUUAUUACCACUUUGAAACAUGCAAAAAAGCACACAAAAGAAAUUAAAGUCACCCCCUUAUCUCAUUGAUUUGUGAUCACUUCUUUUAACAUGCUGGGAUGUAUUUGCAGGCUUUUCCUUUGUGUGUGUGUGUGUGUGUGUGUGUGUGUGUGUGUGUGUGUGUGUAUACUGAUUUUAAAGUUCCAAACUACACUUUGCCAUUUAAAUUGCAAUGAUCAGCAAGAAACAUACGUCUGAGUACUUCUGAAUUCUCUGAGGUGUAGCGUCUGGCACAAGUAGUGAGGAAGAGGUGAGAGAAGAACCCAAGGUGAAGACCGUCACCAAACAGACAGAAUCUGCUUGUUAGUGGUGGACAGAGCCUGGCUGAAGUCUCUGCCUUCAGAUGGAGGCCAUGAGCAUGAUCCAAGGAACACAAUUUGGCCAUCAUGUAUAAUUCCUUCUUUCCUGCAAUUGCACAAAAACAAGAGGGGAUGGAGCACCAUUCUGUAUUCACAAGAGAUGAGGAAGCAGGCCUUCCAAUGUGCCGGAAAUAAUUGUACUUAAGCACUGCAUCUACCCAGCCUGCCUGGAUAGGCCAUUUCUCCACCUUGUCUGAGUAAUGAGACUUUUUUUCUCACCAGUUCCCACUGGAAGGAAGACUCACUCUUAGCAGCACCUAGGCAAUUCACAUGUCACUUCCAAAAUCUAUGGAUCUUUAAAGAACCCUUUUUUCUUAAGGGCUCACUUGCCAGAGAAAUCUCAUUCCUGAGUCUGUUUUCAUCACUUCCAUCUGGUCUUGAGUGACUCACAGUGUCAUCCAGAGAUAAGACAUUUCAAGCAGAGGGGAGCUCAGUUCCCCAGCCUAGAACAAUUGCAGUCACCGUGCUGGGCUAUUUCCUUUCUGGCCCUGGAAAUAUCUGGAAAGCAAAGCAUUCAUCUGUAGCUAAGCAGGAAACUAACGUGGCAGGGAGAAGGAGUUUUCACAGUAUUCAUUUAGACCUCUUGGCUGUUAGUUGAAAUGGAGCUUGGGUACAUUGUCUGCUUCUCUUUAAUAAACAAUGGCAUUUUCUUAUACUAGUCUGUUAGAGGCUAUUAGAAAGCUUUCAAGAUAGAAAAAAAAAUAACUUACCUACUGAAUUGUAAAUUAAAACAAAUUGCUUUCAUGGGGCAGAGAGUAUUUCUCAGUCCAAAGGGAUUCCCAAAUUGGGUUUUCAGGCCAAACAGCUCAUGUGCCUCUCCUUGUUGUCUUUGUGAUGUCAAGAAGUAGGUAUUAGUUUCACCUUAAUGCUGUCACAGGAACUGUAUAAGCCAGAAAUGAGGAUGGCAGCAGGGAUGCCACAAGGGUGUCUUGUCCUGGGACUCAUGGGGAAAGCUUCUGUCCCUCUACUAUGAAUUUGUCUACAAGUAUAGCCAAUUCACAGUGGAUACCCUCGGGUCUGGGUCUCCAGCUGAUACCUGUUUGUUGCCAUCUCCCUGUGCCUGGUGUAGUUCAGAGCAAAAAUGACUUGUGGUUGUGAUUGUGAAAUUUGUAAAACUUAAGUUUUUUCCAAUGUGCUGUAAAAAAUGCCUUGUUGUCAC
Messenger RNA from Octodon degus (degu), 3857 nucleotides. RefSeq names its product G protein-coupled receptor 83 (gene Gpr83). The transcript has 5 exons. The record is from RefSeq and is a predicted model, not a curated record. Lineage: Eukaryota; Metazoa; Chordata; Mammalia; Rodentia; Octodontidae. Gene Ontology annotation, biological process: neuropeptide signaling pathway. The coding region runs from base 480 to 1736 and encodes 418 amino acids. Gene Ontology annotation, cellular component: membrane. Gene Ontology annotation, molecular function: neuropeptide Y receptor activity.